AGCUUUUUUUUUGCGGUGUUUGUCGUCCGUGAAGUAACGCAACACGACUGCUACAUCAGAGUACCAAGGAGCCCGUUGUGCGCCACAAUUAAGAAGUUCUGGGCCGAGUCUUCGGCAUUUGCCUGCGGAGUUUCAGUUUCGUAGAAACAACCUUAAUCUUGCAACAAGCAGAUUGGUUCUUCUUCUGAAGCUUCCUUUUUAACGAUCUUCCAUAUAUAAUUCCAAGAUGGUUCGCGAAAGUGAAGAGCAAAAGGUGGAGCAACUGGAGGCACAGCGCCAGAAAAAGGAAUCCACUGCACAGGAGAGAAGAUUGGAGGAGCAACAGACUCGAGUAAAAAAACAGAAACAGCAGCAGAAAGUAAAGCAACUUGUGCAAGAAGAAGAGAAGCAGGCGCAGGAGAACACGAGCAAAGUUGGAAAAGAAGAGAAAGCUGGAACUACAACUGCGUCUUCGACGUCAUCCAUCAAAACUGUUAAUGUUCCGGACAACCUCCCAGAGCAGCGACAGCGGACGACUGUGAUCAACAUUUCAAGUCGCGGCGAUGUCUUCCAGGACCUGCAAGAUAGCUUCCGGGUAUUUAAAUGGGAUGUAGCUCAGAACGACAACGAGGCACAUAUCAAUUUGUGAUGCCGAUAAGGCAUCGACGUCUAGUUUGGUCAUUUCUAGCCAGCAAUGCGAAAGCGAAUGCCAUGACCAAAACUUCCAUCACUAGAUACAAUUCCAUGUUGUCAAAAAAACCCACGAUCAGGGCACCCCAGUCGAACUGCACCUGACCUACUCUCCGGAAUUUGCGGAUCCGAUCAAGAAGGGGCCCAACGUCCUCGCACUGCGGCACAACGUGGAAACUAUCCUAUGUAAAAACGUCCCCACCCCAUAGUCAAGAUGGGGACUCGGCUAGACAAAUCCACAAGUUUUGGGUGUUUUGCAUGACAAAUUUGGACUCGUAGUGUAGUGCUGUUUGAGCUAGCUCGGCAGCAUCACAGAUCUAUUUUAUCAUGCUGAUUGGAGCAUGACAAAUUCCAAAACACGACUGGAAAGCGCUUCUCAUCGGGCUCCGCAUGAGAAACAUUUUCAGCAUGCAGAUUUGCAUGACAACUCUGGGGUGGGUACGUUUUUACACAGGAUAGAAACUACGACCGAUUCGCAUCAGUGGGCGAAUUCGAACAUUCUGCAGUUCGCGUGGGAGCAAAUGCACAAGAACGCGAUUUUUCCGGAUCAAAGCACGCGGCUCACCCUCGCCCAGUACGAAAACUACCGGAAGUAUUUGGUCACGACGGGGCGACUGCGGGAUGACGCGCUGAACGGCAACCCGAACCCGUUGACGCAAAAGUGGCAGUGGAACGAACCGACCUUGGACGCGUUGUUCUUCUCCCCCGGUGGGCAAUCCCCGCUGCAAUUGGAGAACGAAAUGGUCGUUUUCACCCGGUACAACCAGUUCUGGUUUCAGUGUACCAAUAUCCGGGUCUCCAUCGGGCGUGACUGCCGCCCGCAAAACAUAAGUCCCGGCAUUCCACCGGACGAGGUGCGGGUGUACAGUGGGGAGAGAUGGACCACGGAAAAUGUAUCAAAUGCAGAUAUGUUUGGGUCUGGAAACUUGUGAUGCGAAACUUUGCAUGCUCGCAGAACCUCUAAUGCAGCCAAGCAUGACAAGUUAAAGAUAAAGUUUUUAGGAAGCUCUCUCAUGCGCAGUACGCACGGUACAAACUGCGUUUUUGCAUGACAAAUGUUAUGUAGCUGCGUCCUUGUCCGUCACGCAAUACAGAUUUUGUAGGAGUGCCAGACAAGCAACAGAAGUUCCAUUUUUCCAGACCUAGAAAUAUUUACAGGCGAUAAAAUCGAGUCAGUGACAAUUGGGUGCGGGUAACCCCGGAACGGUGGCCCUUGGUCAAUAGGGAGUACCUGAAGGAGGCGGGGGUAUAGAUUACGAAAUUGCAGUGUGUGAAGAUGCGGGGAAAAAAGAAGCGAAAUGCUUUAUCAUGCGAUGUUCUCACUUUUGAACGACAAUGAAUAAGAAUGUAGAACGAUAUUAGCGACCAUCGGAAUUAACAUCAUGAUUUGAGCAAUCGUACUUAAACAAAUCAAAACUAAAACUGCAGAUCAUCCGCCCGUCGGACCCGGCGGUUUUCCAAUCAAGCCAGGGACCCGCUACCGUGGCGGAUACAAGUGGGUCGUGUUGCGGAAUGUUUCUGGAGAAAGGAGGUUCAACAUCGACGAGUGUAGCAAGUUCCUCAUCGUCCUGGUACGAGAACAUUUCGGCGUUUCUGCAGCAGAAAAAAGACUACGUGGAAGUGAACGCUGACGGGAGUGUGGAGAUGGGUAGCAAUUAUGCAGCGUCCGGUGGUAGUAGUGGUUCCUCUAUGUCCUCCUCGUCUUCAGAUCUGAACAGCGAGGUUCCUGAUGGCGGGGUAACAACAUCCUCCACUCCCUCCGGAACUUCGGGGUCUACCUCCGAUGGACAGAUCAAUAAGGGCGAGGGGGCGAUUUAUGGACUGCCCGAUUCCUCGCUGCUGAAGCACAUUUCGCCCGCGGAAGGAGAGCGGUCCGACGCGGCGGAUUUGUUGCUGCUCAACGGAAGAAGUAGCAUCGGGGCAGCUACGUCGCAGAAAAUUCCGAUUGCUGAUUUGUUUGCGAUAGCGGAGGAAGACAGUCGGGUGCGGCACGUGAUGAGGCACCAAGGUAGAGUAUCCUGAGUAAAAACGUACCCACACCAGAGUUGUAAUGCAGAUUUGCAAAGACAGGAAGACUUGUAAUGCGCAUCCCCAUGAGAGCCAUUUCCAAUCGUGUUUUGGAAUUUGUGAUGCUGUGAACAGGAUGAGCAGAUGAAUCUGUGAUGCGGCUGCACUUGCUAACCUGCACUACACUGCAGAGUGCAACUUGUCAUGCGUGAUUCACAAAGCUCCUAGGUUUGUGUUGCAAAAUCCCCAUCCUGACUCUGGUUUGGGUACGUUUUUCCUCAGGAUAUAGAGGGUUCUUGGCAUGUGUUUGUGUUGAUGGGCAAAAUGUAAAUGAGCCACCACUUUAGUUUUCAAAAAUUGAUUGAUAUGUAUCAAACAAAAAGUGUGAGCGACCGUCAUACCGUUACACUUUUCCAAAACCAAACUUUCCAGCCGCCGACGAAGCCCUCCUUUCCCACCGAGCUACCGCUGCCUGCGUGUUCGGCUGCGGAGCGGGUGCGGUGGUGUUGUGGCUCCUGAAAAAGUGGAUUAGUAAGCGGAGAAGGAACGGCGACGCGAGCAGUUCUUCGACCGGUGCGGACAAAGAGGACUUGUUCAAGAGCAGUACUAAAAACAACAAGUUCAACAAAGGAGCAGAACAAAAGUCCGAGAGAAGUGCCGCGUACCAGGCACUCUACGGCGCUUUGAAAUUGCGCAACCCAAACACGCUCGGCGUAAACAGCAUCGAUUACAAGCCGUCGAAUUCGGUUGCGCUGCCCGUGUGGGUCGACCUGGAGGUAGCGGAGGAGGACAUGAUGGUGUAGGUCAGGUGUUUAGGUUUCGACAUUCGAAGACAUCAUGAUUGGCAGAAAAUUGAUUGGACAUCGGAAUUGCCGUAAUUAGAUUGAUACGCUUCGCUUUCAGAUAACUGUAAAUUAAAACUGAUGAAGUACUAUUGAUGCCUCUUUGUCGAGGUCAUUGGAAUUUGGAAUUACGACACGACACUUAUACUCAAAUCUUGGAGUUACUCACAUACAGUCACAUUCGACAAUUUUACAAUGUGUACAAUACCAGCGUUUCUGCCUUCUAACUACAUUGACAUUCAUUGAUCAAUUGAAUUUCGUCUAUCUCGAGCAGUUUCCGAGAAAAUUUUGUUUGGAAUAAAUUGUGACAGAGUCAUCUGCAACAAGAACAAUUUUGAAAUUGGAAGUAACACACGACAUUUCUACUACAACAU
Messenger RNA from Amoebophrya sp. A120, 3892 nucleotides. The record is from the annotation of a GenBank genome assembly. NCBI's taxonomy places the organism in Eukaryota, Dinophyceae, Syndiniales, Amoebophryaceae.